AUGGACCGGCUCCGCCUCCCACGCCUCAGCCGUGACACGGCCUGGAUAUACACAUCAGCCCUGCUAGUGGGCCUAGCCGGCCUUCUCAAGUUCCGCCGAGGCGCCUUCGACUACAUGUACACGGAGACGCACUGCUACCAAUCCGUACAAACCAAUGCCACCGCGGUAGCAGCGCAAGACGGGCUCGUGAGCUGCUUCUCGGUGUCGCCCGCGGGCACCUUCUCCAACGUCUUCGCCGCCAGCAGUGGUUCCGAGCUCGGCCGGAAUGCGCAUCCUGGUCACGCGAUGCCGGGCCUCUGGGAUGGUCACGGGCAUCUGCUGCAGUACGGCGAGUUUCUAAACUCGGUCGACUUGUUUGGGACCGUGUCCUUGGACGAUGUACGGUCACGCGUUCGCGCCUACGUUGGGGACCAUGCUGGGGUCGGGUCGGCGACGGAGUGGGUGAGAGGGACGGGAUGGGAUCAGAUGGCGAUCGGGCGAAUGCCGACUGCUGAUGACCUGGCGGCAGAUGAUGAGCUGAAGGACCUGUUUAUCAUGCUCGACCGCGUGGACGUGCAUUGCAUAUGGGUUUCCCAAGCUGUGCUGGACUUGCUGCCAGAGUCCGUCCCCGACGUUCCUGGAGGUGAGAUCAUCAGGGAUCCCGGCAUGGGCGUCUUCUGCGACAAUGCCAUGGAUAUAGUCAUGGCGCUAUGGCCAAAGCCAGACAACAGCAAGAAACGGCAGUGGGUGAAAAGUGCCAUGAGCAAACUGAACGAGGUCGGGCUGGUCGGUAUGCAUGAUGCUGGUGUCACCCCUGGCAAUAUCGAGCUCUUCAGAGAACUAGAAGGCGGCGACGACUGGAGUGUGCGAGUCUACGCGAUGGUCGAGUGCUAUGAGCGGAACACGUUCUGUCCGGAAGCCUUCGAGCGGUAUACAAGUGCCGAUGGCUUCCUAAGCAUCCAGAGUGUAAAGAUGUUCGCCGACGGCGCUCUCGGCAGCUGGGGCAGCGCCAUGAUAGACCCGUACUCCGACCGCCCAGACUCCUCCGGCUCCCUCCUGGUCAACGCCUCCGAGCUGACAUACCAGGCCAUCGCCUGGGCGCGCGAGGGCUACCAAGUCAACAUCCACGCCAUCGGCGACCUCGCCAACCGCCACGCGAUCGACGCCAUGACCGCCGCGCUGCGCAUCCUGUGCCCCUCCAGCCCCGAGCCCGACUACGAGACCCUCUCGCACUGCCAGUCCCGCCACCGCUUCCGCAUCGAGCACGCACAGAUCAUCCACCCGGCCGACCAGGCCCGCAUGGCCGCCGUCGGCCUCAUCCCGUCCAUCCAGCCCACGCACGCCACCUCCGACAUGGCCUACGCGGAGCAACGCCUCGGCGCCUCCCGCACCGCCACGGAAGCCUACCGCAUGCGGUCACUACUAUCCGAGCUCGCCCUGCCCGUCGUCCUCGGCAGCGACUUCCCCGUCGAGCCGCCGCACCCGUUCCAGGGCAUAUACGCGGCACUGACGCGGCGGAGUCCGCACACGGGGCGCGGCGCGGAGGGGGCCCCUGAAGAGGGCUGGCAUGUCGAGGAGGCGCUGUCGCUCGAGCAGGCGGUGAGGGGGUUCACGGCGGGUCCGGCGUACGGGGCCUUCACGGCGGGUAAGACGGGGGUGAUUGCGAGGAAUGCUUGGGCGGAUUGGGUCGUGCUUAGUGAGCCGCUGGGGCAAGUUGUGGACGAGGAUGUGGAGGCGUUGAGGGGGCUGCGGGUACGGGAGACGUGGGUUGGGGGGCGGAGGGUUUAUGUGAGGGAUGAUGCGUAG
Molecule: messenger RNA, 1785 nt
Organism: Anthostomella pinea
Lineage: Eukaryota; Fungi; Ascomycota; Sordariomycetes; Xylariales; Xylariaceae
Source: the annotation of a GenBank genome assembly